Messenger RNA from Raphanus sativus (radish), 867 nucleotides. Its product is annotated as glutathione S-transferase T3-like. The record is from RefSeq and is a predicted model, not a curated record. Lineage: Eukaryota; Viridiplantae; Streptophyta; Magnoliopsida; Brassicales; Brassicaceae. The transcript has a single exon. The coding region runs from base 1 to 867 and encodes 288 amino acids.
AUGGAUCCAUCUACUGGAGCCUCAAAGUUUGUUGAUCUUCUAUGUAGUCAACAAUGUGUUUCGUUUGGUAACUAUGAAGAUAGCGUCUCACUUUCCUCAUCACAACUUCCAUUUGUAGGUAGUCAAGGAGGGGAAGCAUCAAGCGGCUUUGAUGGAGACACGCCUGCAGAGCCAAAAGGAAGACAGAGAUGGACAGCAUCUGAUGAUGUUGUGCUCAUCAGCGCGUGGCUAAACACGAGCAAAGAUCCCGUGGUUAACAACGAGCAAAGAGCAGGCGCAUUUUGGAGAAGAGUUGCUGACUACUAUGCUGCAAGUCAGGAGGCUACUGCAACUCAGAGAGAGCCAAAGAACUGCAAGCAUCGAUGGCACAGAAUCAAUGACGAAGUCUCCAAGUUCUGUGGUGCGUAUGAAGCGGCUACUAGGGAGAAAACAAGUGGCCAAAACGAGAAUGAUGUACUCAAGAAUGCUCAUCGCAUAUUCCUCGCCAUUAAGAAUAAGAAGUUCACACUGGAACACGCAUGGAAGGAGCUCCGCUACGACCAGAAGUGGUGUGACCUUGGUACUGCUAAGACCAAUGGGAGGUCGAAGAAGAGGAAGUGUGACGACGUUGCAGAAUCAUCUCCCUCGGAAGCUACUGCAAACAAGCAUCCUCCUGGUAUUAAAGCUGCAAAGGCGAGUGGUAAGAAGAAGGUGCAAUCACUGGGCGAGUUUGAGAGUAUGUGGACAAUCAAGCGUGAGGAUUUGAAAAUGAAACAGGGUAACCAUAGGAUGAGUCUGCUUGACAAGCUUAUGGGCAAAAAGGAACCUCUAACGGAGAGUGAGGAAGCCCUCAAGCAGAAGCUCAUCGAUGACAUGAUGUCUCCUUAG